Porites lobata is the source of this 5875-nucleotide messenger RNA. Lineage: Eukaryota; Metazoa; Cnidaria; Anthozoa; Scleractinia; Poritidae. The record is from the annotation of a GenBank genome assembly.
ACAAAGACGAAAGAACUGAUUCGAAAGAAAAAAUUCAUUGUUGAGCUUAACAGGAAACUGUUGGCAUCUCCGUUCAUUUUGCAGGUUUUAGAGACCGGCGCUUGAAAUCUAAGGUUAGUUAGAAGAUAUUUCUUGUAUUUUAAACUGAAAUAUUUACGUUACAACAUUUCCAGGGGGAGUGUAUCUUGUCGGGUUUUAGUCCAUAAAACAUCACAACUGUGGGUUGAGUGAAGUACAACCAAACACUGUAGUCACCGGCACUGCGGAACUCUUUUCUUUUGCGAUAUUUUAUGCAUCCGGCAUGGGACGAAGCCAGAUUAUCCCCCGAGAUUAUCCUCUGUUUCCACAUUAUGUAUAAUCAUGAUAUAAGUUGAAAACAACGCAGAGCUAUAACAAAAUUUUGGGACGAAAAGAGACGAUGUUUUGUAAAAGCGAAAAAAAUACAAAUUAGUAUUUAUUAUUUUAUAUUUGAAAAACUAAAACAAAAACUAAAACAUGGUCAAUAGAUCACUGAGAUCACCCAUGAUUCGCGAAUCUAGGGCAAAGAAAGAGACCUAAAAAGUUAAUCAUUUGCAUGAGAUAAAAUGUAAUUUGUGUUCAUCAGGAUUGACAUAAAUUAAUAUUUUGCCAAUGGCACGGUACGGAGAACUGGGGUUAAGUGCUGCGCGCGAGGUAUCGCAAUUUGGGGGUUUGAAAUAGUUACUGUCUUUCUAUGGUCAGCCUCACCGCGUCAACUUGUGUUGUUAAAUUUGGUUUUUGGUUUGUUCUGUUAGGCUUAGUUCGUUUCGCAGUUGUAAUAUGACGUAUACUUCUUAGUUGCUGUUAUUAUCAUUAGCCUUCGGUUUUCUAUACAUGUUACAACGGCUUCAAUUAGAUUGGCUUAAACACCCAAGGCGACGCCACAGCAUUGGUUGGGGUUACACGGUCCCUAUUUUUCCUGUAUUUUUUUGGGGGGGGCUGAGGGGGUGGGGGGGUUUACGUGCACAUCCGGCUGUGACGUAUUCAUUUUACUGUAACGAUGAUAUAUAAUGCACGUAAGCUUAUAAUUAAAAAUUAAAAGUGUGCGCUGGGUCUGGCUGAACCGACGCGCCCAUGCAUGCCUCUAUGUCAUAUUGUUUGUUUUUGUGUGUUCGAUCGGGUAGUGGAAGCAAAAUACCGGAUUUUUGACGAAAUGUAUGGGGACACAAAGAGGUGGUAAAGUCAAAUACGGAAGUUUUAAAAGGACAUCUGAGUUUGACUUGGAAAUCGGUGUUUGUUUUGUUGAAAACUGGAAUUUGUUUUCGAAAAUCGGAAUUUAUUUUGCAAAAUGGGGGCUUUGUUUUCAAGAUUUUGGCCGAUUGCAAGAUUUUAGCUUUCCAAAAUCGUGAAUUCAAGAUGUUGGCCGAUUUUAAGAUUUUAGCUUUCCAAAAUCCUGAAUUCCAGAUUUUGGCCGAUUGCAAGAUUUUACCUUUCCAAAAUCGUGAAUUCAAGAUUUUCGCCGAUUUCAAGAUUUUAGCUUUCCAAAAUCCUGAAUUCAAGAUUUUCUUAGAGAGGUUCAACUACUGUAUUGUGAAACUCCAAUUUUCAAACUCCGACUUUCUUAAACAAACUCCCUGAUUUACAAACGCUGAUUUUUGAAAACAAACUCCGAUUUUCAAACUCCGAGUUUUGAAAACAAACUUCGGUUUUCAAACUCUGAUUUUCGGAAAAAAAUUGCCAUUUACAACUCUAAUUUUUGAAACCAAACUCUUAUUUUCAAACUCCGAGUUUUUAAAACAAACUCUGAUUUUCGAAAAAAAAUUCCAAUUUUUGAAAACAAAAAAAAAAACCAACGAUUUUCAAGUCAAACUUAGAUGUCUCUUUGAAGCUUUGGAAUGAGAACGUGGCACAAAAAAGUUAAAAGGUACCGGCUGUAGCGUGUAACUGAUUGAGUGGGUGCUGAACACACUUCUUCAAUGAAGUGGUAAGCACGGCUGUCGGCCGCGCGAGCGAGCAAGACCGCAAACCUAAUCUGCACAGGGACAAAAAUUUUCGAUUUCUACCCACGAUCAUGCGUCUGGAUUUUUAACCACAAUGCACCGGAUUUUUACCACAAUGCCUUGCGCGCCCAAUGUGUCUGUGAUGAAUUUCUUUUUCAUGGCAUGAAUAGCAACGAUUACUUCACACUGCAUGUGCCGGUGAUUACCUUCUUGUUUAUGUCUGCCGCUAUCGAAGAGUCGAAAUCUCUCGAAGAACGUAAUGUGUGUUUGUUUCGUAAUUCUUUUAAAGUCUUUUUGAUUAUCUUCUACACCUGUGGUCUUAUUAAACUAUCAUUUCACAAUAAUUCUAGAAGAUAAUGUUAAACCAGUGUAAAACUUUUGCUGACUGGACAAACACUAUAGGCAUUUUGCAAUAGUUGGUCACGUGAUCAACUUUCUGUAAACACUAAAAUAGCGCGCUUUUGAUAAAGUUUGUUAGCAGGAACUGAAAGAGCGUAUUAAAUUGGUAACCUGUAAAUUUUCUGCCGUAUAUCUCAAAAGUAGCGAUUGAAACGGCCGCUGAAUAUUAGGGGGAUUUGUAUAAGAAAAACAACUCUUGCCACCUAGCUGUCAAGCUUAAGUGGUUUUCCAUGCAUACAAAUCGUUGUAAAUUUUGAAAUUUUUAAACUUGUUAAAAGAGAACUGUUUUCGGGCUUACAGAAAGUUGAUCACGUCGGGCUUACAGAAAAUUGAUCACGUGAUCAACUGGUGCAAAAGGCCUAUUGCUUCACAAACGCUACACACAAAGGAUUCUAAUUGCGCUCGCUAGCAAACCUAACAAAUUGGACGAUGCACCAGGGCAACAAUCUUUUACCUGUUAGGUACACUAGUUAUAGUUUAUUUGGCUCAAAUCACGUCUGCCAUUAUAGCAUUCUACUUAUGAAAUGACUCCUGGGUUCAAACCUUUCAUAUUCUGAAACUAGCACGUAGGGCUACUUAUUCGAACUUAGAGGGGCCCUGGUAACGAGUUUACGGAAUUUCAAAAAUGACGUAGUAAUUUGAGGUUGUUAAUAAGUAAUUACUUCAUUUCGUUUUUUUUUUUUUGCCUUAGAAAAAUGUCAGAUAGUUUUAUGGGGAAUUAUGCACCGUAACAAUGAACGUCUCGCAAAAACACGAGGAAGCAAGAAUUGUCCCAUUCGCCUGUUACCAGCAGAUAAAAUAGUGGAUUUUUACCAGUGGUAUGUCACAACGGAUGACAUCAGACAAGAGAGUACCUAGGAGCGCGUGCGUGAGGCAUUUAGAAUUUGCACGCUUUAAAGAAACUGGUAGCGACUGGUGUUUUGCUUCGAAUAUUGACAAGAAAAAAGUUCAUUUUCCUGCUACAGUCCUAUCACCCUCGAAACAAGGUGCAAAACCAACAUCCAGAAUGUCGCGAGAAGCAAAAGUCUAUCGUUCUUUUUUGAGAGGAGAAAAAAUGAAUGAAGAAAGUGAGAUUUCAAGUGGAAAGGAACAGACCUACCACUUAGGAAAAACAGUACAGUCUAAAAGUGAAGAGCAAAUGACAAAAGCUUCAGAAGAGAACUUCACUUCUCGCUGCAAACAUAGUGCGGCAGUGAAGAGAUAUGCUCUUUACAGAGGAAUGCUAAAUCAGUAAGUUGCAUGUAGAGUUGUUCCGACUUUAGGUUGUAAAUAGCUUGCGUGGCAGGCUUUUGAAAGGAAAGAGGAAGGGGAUUCCGGCAGCGCGAGAAGCGAGAAAGGCGCAUGACGGGGAGUUCCCCUUCUCUCUUAUUCCUCCAGCGCGGUAUCCCGACCAAAUUUCCCUCCCUUUCGACGCCUGACACGGAGGCUAGGUUGUAAAGAAAUAAUUCUCCAGCCAGUUGUAAACAAUGUUAUAACCGGCAGCAAAUGUAGUUGCCAGUAUGCCAUAUGCAGUGCUGGAAAGCUCUCGACAACAAGACACAAAUUGUUACCAUAAAGCCUUACUUUUGAUUGGUAAAAUUUGAGGCGAGAGACAGCCUCGUUGCCAUUUUUAAAGAGAAAAUCCCUGGGACCUACACUGAGAAUUUUAUGGUUAGCAGACUCAGAAACCCAGUUUAAAACAUAUUUUGGAAGCAACUUAGGUUCACCGGGUGGACAAGGCCUUUCGGGGCUUGUUAGUCACUCUUUAUGUAAAAUUUUGCUCUCUUUGUUUUUUUCUUGUUUGUCGUAGAUCUAGAUCAAGAUUUCAAGAGGACCACGAAACAAAGAAGGACAUUGGAAAUAAGAACAAAGUAUUGUACAACAGAAAGAAAAAAAGGAAUAAUAUGACUGACGUAGAUACUUCAAAAAAUGAGAGCCACCGCAGUUAUGAUGUAAGGUCAUCUGGAAAUGUGAGCCUGGAAAGUAGCAUGCGGGAAACGAUAAAUUCGAGAAAGAAGUGCGACGACUUACUUGGAUCACAGGUGACAAACUAAACUACUUACCUUCAACUAUGUGACAAAAAAAAAUACGUAUUCAGGACGUGCAAAAGACCAUUUUACAGUUGUUUGCUUAGCCUCUUGGCCUAUCAUGCGCCCCAUAUUCUUUAUACGCGUCCUCGACAUAGUGCAAUCGUGCCCCGGCAACACCUUUGUCGUUCCCAGAGAUUCAAUCCUUUUGGACGCUGAUCAAAAGGAUCGAAUCUCCGGGAACGAGAAUGUGGCAACACGGGAGCAUGCAAAAAAGGUGUAAUUAACACCGUAGGAAUCUGGUCAUGCAGUUUUACUAAAUUGGCCGUAAAAAAAUCCCAAUCAGAUCAGUUUGAAAACUGGUGACAAAGUAUAAAAGGAUUAAAUUAACUGCAAAAACCGUGGACGAAGGUCCUGCUAGUUUAAACGUUGGAUCUCUAGAAAAGAGAUCUAAUCAGCCAAAAUAUAAAGAACCAAAAAGGAGAAGUCCAAAGACUACUGCAAAACUGAUUCAGAACAACGUGUAUUGUUUUUUUCAUGACAAUAUUUCGGCUGGCCAUGCCAGCCUUCUUCACAGAUGUUACUGAACUUAUGUAAGAAUCACAAUAUCAAUAUCAGACAAGCAUCCCCACCCCUUUCAUAUGCGGAGUCCCUCCCCCGGUCUUCACGUGACUCAGUUCGUAAGGCCCGAGAGUCGCAUUUGAUAGAUAAGGCCAUGACUCUUGAACCUCAUGGCCUAAACCGCCGUGACGAAUUGUUGUAAUCUAUAUCCUUAUUGUUUUUUUCUUUCUAGUUUUUGUGUUGUACGUCAUGUCCGCCUCUGCUUUUUAAACAAUUUUUAUUGCGACAUUCUCAUACGUAUUAAGUUCAGUAACAUCUGUAAACCUGAAGAAGGCUGGUAUGGCCAGCCGAAAUAUUGUUUUGAAAAAACAAUACACGUUGUUCUGAAUCAGCUUGGCAGUAGUCUUUGGACUUCUCGUUCUGACAAAGUAUAGCCUUUCAUGUCAGAAAAAAUAAUUAUUGGAGGGAAGAGAAAAAAGCUCCAGUUGAAAUUUGUGUACUACACUUUCAUUGCAACGGAAUGUUAUCAUGAUAUUGCAACGAAGAGGAACUUUGUCAAUUUUUUCUUGCUCCGGUGGAUACCCUCACAAAAGCCUAACUUAAGAUUCAGAUGUGACCUCUCUCCUCCUCAUGUAGAGGCUCCCGCUGAGAUGUGACGGCAUUUCAAAUUCAAUUACCAGUUAAGUAGUACUUCAAAUAUAACUAUUCUUAAAACAACCAAACAAUCUAUUUUUGUUUUAGGGUCCAACACGUAUCUACAUCCGGGAGAUUUCAAACGGUGCAUAUGUGGAUGAAAUCGUAGAUGUUAAGAACGAGAGGGAAUGGGAACUACUUAAUUAUAUGGCCCCGUUACGUCACAUUUCUUCGCAGCCAGAAGAGACUUCCUAUAGCCUACGUUUUCAAGAUCUUAAAAACUUUGAUGUUUAUUAUUAUCCACUUCCAUGGAGAUAA